GGCGACCUCGCGGCCCGGGUCGCUGAGUGUCUCAGCCGACAGUCGCACGGAAAGCGCUGCUCCCACCUCUGCUCUUACCCGGGUGGCCCUUCCCCACGAGCUGACCUCUUGGGGGUCAUCCUUUCUACAGCCGAGGACGCCGAACGGGCCCCUCGGGUCUUGGCGUAAAAGAGCUCCGGCUCCAGUGCCUGAGCCGCCACCCUCGGGCUCGGCUACUUCCUCUCCAAUCCUCAGUUUCCCCGUUGGUACGAUGGGCCUCGAGGCGGCCAGUUUAGUGGGUAACUCACGUAGGAGGCGCCCUAUGAGUGCGAAUGGGACCCGAAUCCGACCCAGCAAUAUCAGUUUCAUCAUCAACAUGGGGGACUCCAACAUAGAUACCAGCACCACCGGGUCUGAGACUGUGGCUGAGGAAGUGUCUCUUUUCAGCACAACGGACAUGAUUCUGUUUUCACUUAUUGUAGGUCUCCUGACCUACUGGUUCUUCUUCAGAAAGAAAAAAGAUGAAAUCCCCGAGUUCACCAAAAUUCAACCAACGACCUCCUCUGUCAAAGACAGCAGCUUCGUGGAAAAGAUGAAGAAGACGGGCAGGAACAUCAUCGUGUUCUAUGGCUCCCAGACGGGGACCGCCGAGGAGUUUGCCAACCGCUUGUCCAAGGACGCCCACCGCUAUGGAAUGCGGGGCAUGUCAGCAGACCCUGAGGAGUAUGACUUGGCCGACCUGGGCAGCCUGUCAGAGAUAGAGAACUCCCUGGCAGUGUUCUGCAUGGCCACCUACGGCGAAGGCGACCCCACUGACAAUGCUCAGGACUUCUAUGACUGGCUCCAGGAGACAGAUGUGGACCUCUCUGGAGUCAAGUAUGCGGUAUUUGGUCUUGGGAACAAGACCUAUGAGCACUUCAAUGCCAUGGGCAAGUAUGUGGACAAGCGACUAGAGCAACUUGGUGCCCAGCGGAUCUUUGAAUUGGGAAUGGGCGACGAUGACGGGAACCUGGAGGAGGACUUCAUCACAUGGCGAGAGCAGUUUUGGCCAGCUGUGUGCGAGUACUUUGGGGUGGAAGCCACUGGAGAGGAGUCCAGCAUUCGCCAGUAUGAGCUUGUGGUGCACACAGACAUAGACAUGGCCAAGGUGUAUGUGGGUGAGAUGGGCCGCCUGAAGAGCUACGAGAACCAGAAACCCCCCUUUGAUGCCAAGAAUCCAUUCUUAGCCGUCGUCACCACCAACCGGAAGCUGAACCAGGGAACUGAGCGACACCUCAUGCAUCUAGAAUUAGACAUCUCAAAUUCCAAAAUCAGGUAUGAAUCUGGUGACCAUGUAGCUAUUUACCCAGCCAAUGAUUCUGCCCUGGUCAACCAGAUUGGUGAGAUCCUGGGUGCUGACCUGGAUGUUGUCAUGUCGUUGAACAAUCUCGAUGAGGAAUCCAACAAGAAGCACCCAUUCCCCUGCCCCACCUCCUACCGCACAGCCCUCACCUAUUACCUGGACAUCACCAACCCGCCGCGCACCAACGUGCUCUAUGAGCUGGCCCAGUACGCCUCGGAGCCCUCGGAGCAGGAACACUUGCGCAAGAUGGCCUCCUCCUCGGGUGAGGGCAAGGAGCUGUACCUGAGCUGGGUGGUAGAGGCUCGGAGGCACAUCCUGGCCAUCCUGCAGGACUACCCAUCGCUGCGGCCCCCUAUCGACCACCUGUGUGAGCUGCUGCCUCGGCUGCAGGCCCGCUACUACUCCAUCGCUUCUUCCGCCAAGGUCCACCCCAACUCUGUGCAUAUCUGUGCUGUGGCUGUGGAAUAUGAAACCAAGUCUGGCCGAAUCAACAAAGGCGUGGCUACCAGCUGGCUUCGGGCCAAGGAGCCCACACAGGAGAAUGGCUGCCGGGCCCUGGUGCCCAUGUUUGUGCGCAAGUCCCAGUUCCGCCUGCCCUUCAAGACCACCACGCCUGUUAUCAUGGUGGGCCCUGGCACUGGGGUAGCCCCCUUCAUAGGCUUCAUUCAGGAGCGGGCCUGGCUGAAGCAGCAGGGUAAGGAGGUGGGGGAGACGCUGCUGUACUAUGGCUGCCGCCGCUCUGACGAGGACUACCUGUACCGUGAGGAGCUGGCCCAGUUCCACAAGGAGGGCUCCCUCACCCAGCUCAAUGUGGCCUUCUCCCGGGAGCAGCCCCAGAAGGUCUAUGUCCAGCACUUACUGAAGAGGGACAAGGAGCACCUGUGGAAGCUGAUCCAUGAAGGGGGCGCCCAUAUCUAUGUCUGUGGGGAUGCUCGGAACAUGGCGAGGGACGUGCAGAACACCUUCUAUGACAUCGUGGCUGAGCUAGGGUCCAUGGAACACACCCAGGCUGUGGACUAUAUCAAGAAACUCAUGACCAAGGGCCGAUACUCCCUAGAUGUGUGGAGCUAGGAGCCGCCUAGCCCAGCCCUCACACACUAUAUAGACUCGUUUCCCCUUGUAAUCACUUUCCUCCCCCUUCUGCCCGUCUUCUGGAUGGGUUCUGCUGGGCCUGUCCCAGGAUGCACACUCAGUGACAAAGACCGCUCCAGGCCCACGAUGUGCCCUCUGGAACCCCCUGGCCACAGGGACACAUGGCCAAGGGUGACCAGGCCCACACUUUGUGAACACCUCAGGCCUCCAGUGCUUAUACCGAAGGGGCUCUUCUCUCAGCUGAGCGAGGGCUUGGCCCCUCCACGUGAUUUUCAAUGAAUGUAAAUAAUUUUAAAUAACCUCUGGCCCUUGGAAUAAAGUUCUGUUUUCUGUA
Messenger RNA from Molossus molossus (Pallas's mastiff bat), 2747 nucleotides. RefSeq names its product NADPH--cytochrome P450 reductase. The coding region runs from base 251 to 2392 and encodes 713 amino acids. The record is from RefSeq and is a predicted model, not a curated record. Gene Ontology annotation, cellular component: cytosol. NCBI's taxonomy places the organism in Eukaryota, Metazoa, Chordata, Mammalia, Chiroptera, Molossidae. Gene Ontology annotation, biological process: response to hormone. The transcript is spliced from 16 exons. Gene Ontology annotation, molecular function: flavin adenine dinucleotide binding; FMN binding; NADPH-hemoprotein reductase activity.